GUAUGAGAGAGAGAGAGAGAGGGAGCAUCAAGUCGCCAGGACAAGCUCUACUGUCAACGCUGUUAAGGUAGGAGCGCAAGCAGCGGGUAAAGGCCACAUUCCGCGUAAAAUAAUGGAUGGGACAAAGCCGGUCAUGGAGUCCAAUGCUGAGGAGACUCAGGACGAGGGACAGGAGAGCAAAGGAUGUUUCGAGUGCUGCAUCAAGUGUUUGGGCGGGGUGCCCUAUGCCUCGCUGGUGGCCACCAUCCUCUGCUUUUUAGGUGUGUCCCUGUUUUGCGGCUGUGGGCAUGUUGCGCUUACAAGCACACUGACCAUGUUGGAGAACCAUUUCUCUACGAUCACCACUGACCACGCCACCCUCGCUGCAGUGAUCCAGAUCUUUCAGUAUAUCAUUUACGGCAUCGCCUCUUUCUUCUUGGUCUACGCCAUCCUCCUGCUGGGGGAGGGCUUUUACACCACAAGCACCAUCAAGAAGGAGCUGCAGAGUGACUUUAAGACAACUAUCUGCGGACGUUGCAUCACUGCCUUUUUCAUGUUCCUGACCUACGUCUUCACUCUGGCUUUCAUCGCCAUCUUCUGCUUCACGACGAUUCCGGUUUUCCUCUUCUUUAACAUGUCGAAUACCUGCGCUGCCAUGAAAUCUCCGGACUCCAACAUCACGUCUCCUGACUCCAUCUGUGUGGAUGUCAGGCAAUACGGCAUUAUUCCCUUGAACGCAACACCUGGGAAAGCUUGCGGAAACACGCUGACAGAUAUUUGCAUUACCAGCGAGUUCUACCUGUCCUUCCACCUCUACAUCGUGGCGUUAGCCGGUGCCGGAGCCACCGUCAUUGCAUUGAUCCACUAUUUGAUGAUUUUAGCGGCUAAUUGGGCCUAUCUGAAGACUGCAGCUUCCACGCACGACUACCAGGACAUCAAGACCAAGGAUGACCAGGACCUGGAGGCCGAGGCGCGCUCCAAGGAUGGCCAGAACUCCUCCUCCUACUCUUAAGGACAAAGCGUCCUCUUUUGCCAUUGUUCAUCUUUUCUCCAAAUCUUAAACCCAUCCUGCAACAACCUAGUGCCCACCCCCCUUCCCCCUUCCGACAAAACAAACCACCUCGGUCAUGUUCGGCAGCCCCCAAAUCUCCUGAUUCUCCAUCCUCUUCGCUUUACCCAGAUGUUUUUUUUUUGUUCUGCUCGGAGACGCAGAGUGCGUUCUCACACUUAAGGGGAAGAGGAUAGAGGGUCAGGAGGAGCGGCAGGCCCAGACGGAGGCGGGUGCUUCAGAACGGCAAAGCUCGCCCCGCGCCGGGGGGUCGAGCUCAGGUACAGUACAUCGGUUUUUAGAAGCGCCUCUUCCUCCCCCUCCCUGUGCUUUUGGGCGGCGGCUCGUGAACGUGGCCCGGCUGUGAUGGCCUCGCGCCCUGAGCCAGCACAGCCUCUCAAACACAUAGCUCGUAUAGAAAAGAAAAAAAAAAAAGAAUAAAAAAAAAAGAAAAACAAUGUUCACUGUGUGCUUCAAUCACUGGGAAGCACCACAGCAACCAAGCUCUUCUGUUUUUUGGUGUUUUAUAUGCAUAUAUAUAUAUAUAUGAAUAUGAAUAUAUUGUGCGAAUGUGUGUGAAUGUUGUUCUUUUUUUUAAUACUCUGAAAAAGUAUGCCAGGUAUUGUUACAAUCCCUAUGGAUUUUUUUUGGGCUCAUAGGUUUUUUCUCUUUUCUCCUUCAAGUUUUUUUUUUUUUUUUUCCCUCACCUUUGACUUUUUAUUGCUUUUGCUCCCAACGUUAUUGCACUAUUCAAAAAUGAAUAAAUGGGGGAGACUAUGAUCCCUUCAACAAAAUAAACCCUCCUUUUUUUUCCCCCCUCCAAGAAUGAAUAAUUCAAAGAAUGAAUAAAUAAGGUAAUACCUCGAUGAUUACUCUUCCUUUGCAUAAUUAUAUUUUACCUCUAACUUUCUUUUAGGAGUUUAGAAAAAUGUGUUAGUUUGCUCCCACGUCAUGCAUUAGAUGCUUUUUUGCUAGGAGGUCAUAGAAAUCCUCAUAUCCAAAUGUGCAAGAAUCCAAGUAACCACACCAAAUGUUACUGAAGACUUUCCAAGUUUUUCUUAUCUUUUUGCUACAUUUAUCACCAGCUGAAAUAAAAGUCAAUGACAGCGCCCUCUACAGUUACUUGCACCAGUGGUUGAAAUGCGUGAAAUAUCUUAAACAAGACAUUUAUAUAGUAGUCAAACACUAUUGUAUGGUGGUGGCAGCAUCAUGCUGUGGGGACGAAGUUCCUCCAGUCAUAGAAAGCUAGCGUUGGUAGGUGGAUCUAGGGCAAUCCUGGAAGACUUCUCGGUUCUAAUUUAACCCAGAUAUUAGAUUUUAUAUACCAUUUCGUUGUCACUGUUUCAAAGUGGACAAAAAAAAAAAAACACAGUUCUUGUUCAAAUUCAGUUUUAAUUAAUUUAGCUUUUAACCAGGAGCUAUUUUUAUUUGUUGCCAUUUUAGGAUUGAUGAAAAAACUCAACACAUAGCUAAUUUAAUUAAAUGAUAGUUUCAGAUGUCUUCAAUAUUUAAAAGAGUGCCUAACACAAACAGGCAUCGUUGUCACGGCUUAUUUUUAAUGUUCAAAAUGUCAUUUACCAGUAAUUUGGGACCCGUAGAAGUAUAUUGUGACCAAAGUAGAACAUUACAUUUUAAGAACUGUUCCCCCCCCUCUCCUUCUGUGGCUUAACAGAAAAUGUUUGUUAGC
Molecule: messenger RNA, 2714 nt
Organism: Cyprinodon variegatus (sheepshead minnow)
Lineage: Eukaryota; Metazoa; Chordata; Actinopteri; Cyprinodontiformes; Cyprinodontidae
Product: neuronal membrane glycoprotein M6-b-like
Exons: 7
Coding region: 113-991 (292 amino acids)
Biological process (GO): central nervous system myelination; axon development
Cellular component (GO): plasma membrane; myelin sheath
Molecular function (GO): structural constituent of myelin sheath
Source: RefSeq, a predicted model, not a curated record